Molecule: messenger RNA, 1904 nt
Organism: Triplophysa dalaica
Lineage: Eukaryota; Metazoa; Chordata; Actinopteri; Cypriniformes; Nemacheilidae
Product: chymotrypsin-like protease CTRL-1
Exons: 6
Coding region: 49-1068 (339 amino acids)
Biological process (GO): proteolysis
Molecular function (GO): serine-type endopeptidase activity
Source: RefSeq, a predicted model, not a curated record
UAAAAGCCUGUGGUGCUGUAGAUCAAGUCAUCAGUCAUCAGUCACAACAUGACAAUGAGCUCGAACACAGUGGUGUGUGUUGCUCUGGCUCUUCUUCUGAGUCUAACAGGAUCUGUUGGUCAGCAAGAUGUGUGCGGCCAAAACUCACUUAACACCAGGAUUAUUGGUGGAGGAGAUGCCAUUGAAGGGUUUUGGCCCUGGCAAGUAGGCAUUUACACAAGCAGGUCUAAUACCAUUGUCUGUGGUGGGAGUCUCAUCAAUAAAGACUGGGUUUUGACUUCAGCAGGUUGCUCUAAUUCUAUAAAUCGUCCAGACAUUAUAAUCUACUUGGGUCGUCUGAAGCGGUUUGGCCCAAACACACAUGAGGUUAAUAGAACAGUGAGUCGUGUCAUCACACAUCCUAACUAUAACAGCUCUACUUUUGACAAUGACAUAGCACUGCUCCAGCUCUCUUCUUCUGUGGAUUUCACUGCUCAUAUUAAACCAGUCUGUCUGGCUGCUGCUGGUAGUGAGUUUGAUGAAGGAAUUCAAAGUUGGGUCACAGGAUGGGGUGUCACUGAAUCAUAUCCAUUUCCAGACACAUUACAAGAAGCAGAGAUUCCAAUCGUCAGCAACAAUAAUUGUAGUAUUGUCUAUAAUAAUAGAAUCAAUAUCACAGACAACAUGAUGUGUGCUGGACUGACAGAUGGAGCGAAAGGCUCAUGUUUAUAUGAUAAUGGAGGUCCACUGGUCACUAAGCAGAGCUCCAGGUGGAUUCAGGCUGGAAUUGUAUCUGGAAUUGUAUCUGAAUACUGUGACGGCAGUUUACCGAGUGUGUUCACCAGAGUGUCUAAAUAUCAAGACUGGAUCAACACUCAGAUAGUCAACAACCAACCUGGAUUUAUAACAUUCCCUUAUUAUAAUAAUAACACUCUUGAUACUACUAGCUCUAUUCCUCAUAUCACUGAUGUUCCUGAUGUUCCUGAUGUAACUGAUGUUCCUGACAUCUUCAGUGGAAGCUCACCUUCUCUUCACUUAUUUCCCUUUUACCUCACAUUCACCAUCAUCUCUCUCAUCUUCUGUCCAUGAUUUCAGUAUAUUUGGUUGUGGUUAUUUGAUAAAGAUUUACAUGAACAUUAAUUCAUUUUGCAGACGCUAUUAUCCAAGUAAGAGAUCAUUCAGCACUUUGUCAACAUGUUAAUAAGAACUGGUAGUUGACCAGGUCAUGUUACAAGAAAGAUAAAGUGAGCAAGGGAGAAUAUGAACAACAUGAAAGACAUUUUUUUAUAGACCGAGCUUGACAGUCAUUGGUUUCACCACAGAGGAACAGAAUGAGUGAAGAUUUUGUAAGUGAUUUGGUGUCUCGUUGUGAUGGAACAAACAGGCGUCGCUCAAUUACAGAGUAAAGAUGACGGGAGGAGAUGUCGACCUGCAGCAGGGAGUUCAGGUCAAAGGUGAUUUUUCUGUUAUUGUCCUGAAGGCCAAUGAUGAGGAUUUGAAUCUAAUGCAAGCGGAAACCAAAUUCUCUUUUCUUAAAAAAGUCAAAUGUUUGUGUUUAGGUAUGAAAUACGUGUUUCUUUGGAUAAAAGAAUCUGCCAGAUAAAUUAAAGGGUGAAUGGUACAAAAAUAUUUUAUAGAUAUAAAUGUAUACUUUUUAGAAUUUGUACACAUUUUUGUAAUUCACAAUAUAUUGUCAUUUGAUUUGGGAAAUUCUUCACUAUCUUUCAUCUCUUUGGUUAAGAACAUCAUUUGAGAGACUUUCUGGUUUAUUGAAAUUUUAGGCUCCCAGUCCUGAAAACAAUAUUUAAAAUAACAAUAUUCCUCAAAUAAAUCUACUUCUAUUGAAUCCUUUAUUGUUCCUGACAAUCCACUGACAUCAGUGUACAUUGCAUUAAGAAAAAAAUUCAAUAAAAGUAUCUUAUUGA